Balaenoptera acutorostrata (minke whale) is the source of this 528-nucleotide messenger RNA. RefSeq names its product gamma-crystallin B-like. The transcript is spliced from 3 exons. The record is from RefSeq and is a predicted model, not a curated record. Lineage: Eukaryota; Metazoa; Chordata; Mammalia; Artiodactyla; Balaenopteridae. Gene Ontology annotation, biological process: lens development in camera-type eye; visual perception. Gene Ontology annotation, molecular function: structural constituent of eye lens. The coding region runs from base 1 to 528 and encodes 175 amino acids.
AUGGGGAAGAUCACCUUCUACGAGGACCGGGGCUUCCAGGGCCGCUGCUAUGAGUGCAGCAGCGACUGCCCCAACCUGCAGCCCUACUUCAGCCGCUGCAACUCCAUCCGGGUGGACAGCGGCUGCUGGAUGCUCUACGAGCGCCCCAACUACCAGGGCCACCAGUACUUCCUGCGGCGCGGCGACUACCCCGACUACCAGCAGUGGAUGGGCCUCAACGACUCCGUCCGCUCCUGCCGCCUCAUCCCCCCACACACCGGCACUUACAGAAUGAGAAUCUAUGAGAGAGAUGACUUCAGAGGACAAAUGUCAGAGAUCACAGACGAUUGUCUCUCUCUUCAGGACCGCUUCCACUUCACUGAGAUCCACUCCCUCAACGUGCUGGAGGGCUCCUGGGUCCUUUACGAGCUGCCCAACUACAGAGGAAGGCAGUACCUCCUGAGGCCGGGGGAGUACAGGAGAUAUCUUGACUGGGGGGCGAUGAAUGCCAAAGCUGGUUCUUUAAGACGGGUGACAGAUUUUUACUAA